Molecule: messenger RNA, 5670 nt
Organism: Hyalella azteca
Lineage: Eukaryota; Metazoa; Arthropoda; Malacostraca; Amphipoda; Hyalellidae
Exons: 27
Coding region: 1-5670 (1889 amino acids)
Biological process (GO): homophilic cell-cell adhesion
Cellular component (GO): plasma membrane
Molecular function (GO): calcium ion binding
Source: RefSeq, a predicted model, not a curated record
AUGACUGUAAGUGGCAUGACUAUAAGUGGCAAGUCUGUAAGUGGCAUGACUGUGAGUGGCAUGACUGCGAGGGGCAUGACUGUAAGUGGCAAGACUGUAAGUGGCCAGACUGUAAGUGACAAGUCUGUAAGUGGCAUGGCUGUUGAAAUCGAUGACGUGAACGACAACGCUCCCAUCUUCACGGGUCCCACGUACGUGAACGUGCACAGAAAAAACAUCGAAGGCUUCACGAGUUUUUUUAACCUAACCGACCUCGACGUCUGGAGUGUUGGCCAUGGACCUCCUUUCUCCGCCCAGCUUGAUCCAAGGGCUCCCAGCUUCAUAAGAAAGGCUGUCAGUGUCGCAUAUAAGAGAGGGCGGCCCGCCAUGACAGGCACCGUGUCCCUCACCAUCGCCGUCGUCAGCGAGGACAGCCCCAUAGCUGUCAGGGACGUCACUCUUGUUGCUCUCAACUCUGAGAUGGAAAUCGGACAAGCCAUUCCUCUAGGCUCAGUUUCCUCAAAAGAGUCUAGCAAAGCAGAAUAUUCUUGGUCGAGAUCCCACAAGUAUUUUGUGCUGGACAAAAGAUCAGGAAACUUGUUUGCUGAAGCUUCAACUCCUUCUGGCAGCUACGGUCUGAGCAUCGCCAUCCAUGAGCCGCCUGCGCCUGACGUGCAGGCGAGCCUCAACGUGGCCGUGGGGCGGCAGGCGAGGCACCAGGCGCUCCACAGCACGCCUGUCGAUGUCGCGGCUAAACCCGCGGCGUUGAUCGAUACCACGCAGACUGGCACUUCACUUCUCAAUGCACUCGAGGUGACUCUCACGCGAAUAAGAUGGCGCGCAAGUCACGGAUUCCCUUUGAAUUUGACAGCCGCUGAAUUUUUGACUCAUGAACCCAGGACUCCCUCGGUUAAAGUUGUAUCGCUAGAAGGAAUCCGACAAAACUCAGACGAACAUGUCUCCAGAGUCUGGCUCGCAGACUCUACCAAAACGUCUUUAGAAUUGUUCAUCGCUUUGAAUAAAGCAGAGAUAGAAGAGCACCUCGGGCUCAGUAUUCUGGGGUCUGGGAUGAGCAGAGCAGGCACUCUAGACUGCGGCAGGUCUUGCGAAUGUUGCUGCAGUCCCCGCACGGUCUUGUCUGAAGGCUACUCAAUAACUCAGACUCCGUCUGCCACCUUUGUCGGUCCGAUCCUGAGCCUAGACUCCAAUUGCAAAUGCAUAAGUAAUUCGACGGUCAGUGAAGUGAACCCAACAUUGGACGAUCAGAUUGGCGGAACAUUAGGUUUAUCUCCCAGGCUUGCAGAGGAGCAAUCCUUGAACGAUCAAAGGCAAGAAGGGGCGGCGACCCGAGCGCCUUAUGCUCACGCUAUGAGGAACAAGCGCGUCAACGGAAAACUUGUUGAUUGCCAUGAAAAUACCUGCCUUAAUGGAGGCAUGUGCCUGCCUUCUGCUCCUGGAUACAAGUGCGUCUGCCCCAGCCACACGAUUGGGCCUCGUUGCAAAAUCCUGACUCGGCACUUUGCCGGGAGCGAUGCGGGAGGCUCUGGGUCAUGGCUUUGGCUUCAACCUUUAAACCCUUGCUCAAAACUUCAGCUACGCUUAUUUUUACUCACCGACUCAAAGAAUGGAACCGUACUCUCCAGCGUUGAGAAGCACGGAAAUAGGAGAGUGGGUCUGGUACUUCAACUAACAGAAGGAAAGCCGCUUUUUCGUUUGUCCCUCAACUCUGCCGCUGUUGACGUGAGCGUCAAUACUUCUCUAGCAGACCUACGGUGGCAUCGUGUGGACAUUUUCUGGCGAAAUAAAACAGUCGAGAUGAUCAUCGACAACUGCGUAGGACAGGCCACUGAAAAUACAACAGAAGAAGACCGCGGUCCCGGCCUAGAAGAAGACCGCGGUCCCGGCCUAGAAGAAGACCGCGGUCCCGGCAUAGAAGAAGACCGCGGUCCCGGCCCGUCCAAACAAUUCUACUGCAGAAAUGCUAUGCACGCGCAAGAUUUGACUGGACAACUCAACACACGAGGCGCGCCUUUGCAACUCGGAGCCAUGGACGCAAGUUCCAGUGAUGCAUUGCACGAGAAUAAUGGUGAAAAACAAUCCUACUUCAAAGGAUGUCUCAGGAAUAUACGACUCAAUGGAGAGCUCUUGGAUUUGGGAGAAAAUGUGCCCAGUAAUCGAUCAGAGCCUGGCUGUGUCUAUCAGAACUGCGCAGCUCUGCGCUGCCCAGCGAACUCCAAGUAUACUGGAACAGAUGCAUGGGAGAACAAGUACAGGGUGGGCGAAGCGACCGUCAUAGUGCGCAUAUUAGACGUUAACGACAACGCUCCAUCAUUCGAAAAAGUUCAGCAAAGCGUGCGGAUCAGCGAAGACGCGCCACUUGGAACGGUGGUGGCAAAAGUGCCUGCCUUCGAUCUGGACGAAAACCUCUUUAUGUCGAGAACACAGAACAGGAAUGGCUUGGUUCGCUACAGCCUCGCUGGUAGGAGAGGAUCAAGUCCUCACUUCGGCAUCGACCACACAGGGACCAUCAGGACCAUCGGCCUAGUGGACAGAGAGGCCAUCAGCAAGCACAGCCUAGUGGUUCAUGCCACUGACCACGGAGUGCCGCCGCGCCAGUCGUCCGCUACUGUAACUGUAAGUGGCGAGACUGUAAGUGGCACGACUUCGUCCGCUACUGUAACUGUAAGUGGCAUGACUGCAAGUGGCAAGACUGUGAGUAGCAAAACUGUAAGUGGCAAGACUGUAAGUGGCAAGACUGUGAGUGGCAUGACUGUAAGUGGCAUGGCUGUAAAUGGAAUGACUGUGAGUGGCAUUACUGUGAGUGGCAAAAGUAUAAGUGACAGGACUGUAAGUGGCUUGACUGUGAGCGGCAUGACUCUGAUUGGCAUGACUGUAAGUGACAAGACUGUAAAUGGCAGAACUGUAAGUGGCAAGACUGUAAGUGGCAAAACCGUUGAAAUCGAUGACGUGAACGACAACGCCCCCAUCUUCACGGGCCCCACGUACGUGAACGUGCACAGAAAUAACAUCGAUGGCUUCACGAGUUAUUUUAACCUGACCGACCCCGACGACUGGAGUGUUGGCCAUGGACCUCCUUUCUCGGCCCAGCUUGAUCCAAGGGCUCCCAGCAUCAUAAGAAAGGCCGUCAGUGUCGCAUAUAAGAGAGACUCCGCGGGCGGCGUAGGCAGCAUAAAAAUAAAGCGCCGCCUCGACAUGGACGCGCCGGCGUCGUUCGUGGUGCCGGUGCUGACAGCUGACGGGGGGCGGCCCGCCAUGACAGGCACCGUGUCCCUCACCAUCGCCGUCGUCAGCGAGGACAGCCCCAUAGCUGCCAGGGACGUCACUCUUGUUGCUCUCAACUCUGAGAUGGAAAUCGGACAAGCCAUUCCUUUAGGCUCAGUUUCCUCAAAAGAGUCUGGCAAAGCAGAAUAUUCUUGGUCGAGAUCCCACAAGUAUUUUGUGCUGGACAAAAGAUCAGGAAACUUGUUUGCUGAAGCUUCUACUCCUUCUGGCAGCUACGGUCUGAGCAUCGCUAUUUAUGAGCCGCCUGCGCCUGACGUGCAGGCGAGCCUCAACGUGGCCGUGGGGCGGCAGGCGAGGCACCAGGCGCUCCACAGCACGCCUGUCGAUGUCGCGGCUAAACCCGAGGCAUUGAUCGACACUACGCAGACUGGCACUUCACUUCUCAAUGCCCUCGAGGUGACUCUCACUCGACUAAGAUGGCGCGCAAGUCACGGAUUCUCUUUGAAUUUGACAGCCGCUGAAUUUUUGACCCAUGAACCCAGGACUCCCUCGGUUAAAGUUGUAUCGCUAGAAGGAAUCCGACAAAACUCAGACGAACAUGUCUCCAGAGUCUGGCUCGCAGACUCUACCAAAACGUCUUUAGAAUUGUUCAUCGCUUUGAAUAAAGCAGAGAUAGAAGAGCACCUGGGGCUGAGCAUUCUGGGGUCUGGGAUGAGCAGAGCAGGUACUCUAGACUGCGGCAGGUCUUGCGAAUGUUGCUGCAGUCCCCGCUCGGUCUUGUCUGAAGGCUACUCAAUAACUCAGACUCCGACUGCCACCUUUGUCGGUCCGAUCCUGAGCCUAGACUCCAAUUGUAAAUGCAUAAGUAAUUCGACGGUCAGUGAAGUGAACCCAACAUUGGACGAUCAGAUUGACGGAACAUCAGGUUUAUCUCCCAGGCUUGCAGAGGAGCAAUCCUUGAACGAUCAAAGGCAAGAAGGGGCGGCGACCCGAGCGCCUUAUGCUCACGCUAUGAGGAACAAGCGCGUCAACGGAAAACUUGUUGAUUGCAAUGAAAAUACCUGCCUUAAUGGAGGCAGGUGCCUGCCUUCAGCUCCUGGCUUCAAGUGCGUCUGCCCGGGCCACACGAUUGGGCCUCGUUGCAAAAUCCUGACUCGGCACUUUGCCGGGAGCGAUGCGAGAGGCUCUGGGUCAUGGCUUUGGCUUCAACCUUUAAACCCUUGCUCAAAACUUCAGCUACGCUUAUUUUUACUCACCGACUCAAAGAAUGGAACCGUACUCUCCAGUGUUGAGAAGCAGGGAAAUAGGAGAGUGGGUCUGGUACUUCAACUAACAGAAGGAAAGCCGCUUUUUCGUUUGUCCCUCAACUCGGCCACUGUUGACGUGAGCAUCAAUACUUCUCUAGCAGACCUACGGUGGCAUCGUGUGGACAUUUUCUGGCGAAAUAAGACGGUUGAGAUGAUCAUCGACAACUGCGUAGUACAGCCCCUUGAAAAUACAACAGAAGAAGACCGCGGUCCCGGCCUAGAAGAAGACCGCGGUCCCGGCCUAGAAGAAGACCACGGUCCCGGCCCGUCCAAACAAUUCUACUGCAGAAAUGCUGUGCACGCGCAAGAUUUGACUGGACAACUCAACACAAGAGGCGCGCCUUUGCAACUCGGAGCCAUGGACGCAAGUUCCAGUGAUGCAUUGCACGAGAAUAAUGGCGAUAAACAAUCCUACUUCAAAGGAUGUCUCAGGAAUAUACGACUUAAUGGAGAGGUAGCUCCUGAUAGUGGGAGGGGCUGGCAGAUGGUGAAAAUAGAAGGGCGAACAGCUGGUGAUGGUGCUGAGCUCAGGAGUCUGGUCCCUCUUGAUUAUGAAAACCCUGACCUCAAGGACGGCUUGAGAUUCCAAGUUCAAGUCACCGAUCAGGGAACGGAUGCAUGGGAGAACAAGUACAGGGUGGGCGAAGCGACCGUCAUAGUGCGCAUAUUAGACGUUAACGACAACGCUCCAUCAUUCGAAAAAGUUCAGCAAAGCGUGCGGAUCAGCGGAGACGCGCCACUUGGAACGGUGGUGGCAAAAGUGCCUGCCUUCGAUCUGGACGAGGUGAGCAAACGAGGAACGCUGCCUGGACGACGUGCGUGUGAGCGGUCGACGGCUGCCGAUGCCCCCGGCCCUGAACGCCACCCGCUGGGGGGCCGUGGAGGCUGCGCUGGACCUGGCGUCGGGGUGCGUGCCACCUUCAGCCUGCGUCAACGCCACCUGCUCUCCGCCCUACAAAUGCCUGGAUACUUGGAAGCAGUUCAAGUGCGAGUAAGAAGCAUCUUUGUCUGCGGCGAGGGCUUCCAGCUUAGUCCCGACGGCUCCUCCUGUCUGGAUGUGGACGAGUGUCGCUACGAGCCUUGCCUCAACUUCGCCUCGUGCUCAAACUCGGUGCCAGGCGUGGCAUCCACGCUGUUAUAG